This is a messenger RNA of Triplophysa rosa, 2068 nucleotides long. It is a transcript of the gene clic5a, whose product is annotated as chloride intracellular channel 5a. Bases 195 to 1211 code for a protein of 338 amino acids. The record is from RefSeq and is a predicted model, not a curated record. Lineage: Eukaryota; Metazoa; Chordata; Actinopteri; Cypriniformes; Nemacheilidae. The transcript has 7 exons.
CUGAAAGCGAGUGAGAGUGAGAGAGUGAGUGAUACUAGCAGCCGUGUAGGUGACAUUCAACUCCUCCCAAAAGCUCCGCGUGGAGGAUAUUUUUGGGCCGUGUGUGACAGUGGAAGUGUCUCUCUGACAGCUGACCGCAGGGGCCAAAUCAAAACAUACAACACGACCAUUAUCCGUGUGACAGCCGGACCGAUAUGACCUCAAAUGAAGAGGAGAAAGAUCCUGACAUUGAACUCUUUGUGAAGGCGGGUUGUGAUGGCGAGAGCAUUGGAAACUGUCCGUUCUCUCAAAGACUCUUUAUGAUCCUGUGGCUGAAGGGUGUUGUGUUUAACGUCACCACCGUCGACCUGAAGAGGAAACCUGCAGAUCUUCGUAAUCUGGCCCCGGGAACCCCACCGCCCUUCCUCACGUUCAACGGAGAGGUGCGGACGGAUGUCAACAAAAUCGAAGAAUUCUUAGAAGAGAUGCUAGCACCUCCAAAGUAUCCAAAACUGGCUGCAAAGAACAAGGAGUCGAAUGCAGCGGGAAAUGACAUCUUCGCAAAGUUCUCGGCCUACAUCAAGAACACCAAGCCAGAAGCCAACGCAAGUCUGGAGAACGGGCUUCUGAAAACUCUGAAGAAACUGGACGAGUUUCUGAACUCUGCUCUGCCGGAUGAGACGGAUUCUGAUGGCGCAGGAGAAGAGACGCAGUCCAGCCGCAAGUACCUGGACGGCAAUGAACUGACCCUCGCCGACUGCAACCUUCUCCCCAAACUACACAUAGUCAAGGUGGUUUCGAAGAAGUAUCGUAACUUUGAGAUCUCAGCAGACUUGAGUGGAGUUUGGAGAUAUCUUCAGAACGCUUACGCUCGAGAUGAGUUCACGAACACGUGUCCGGCGGAUCCAGAGAUUGAACUGGCCUAUCAGGACGUAGCCAAGAGACUCGGAUUACAGGAGCACACAGAGAUCAGAUUGGAGGAACAGGAGAGGUUUUUCCGGCUCGGUCUCGGGGGUUUUCACUGCUACAGUUCCUGUGAAGAAAACUCUUUCACCUCCAACUCAAACAUCUGCAUUCAUGUCUGCAGGCUUCAUUUCUCUCCAACAUCUCUCAGUGCUUCAGUGAGUUCUGCUCAGUUCUGUGUGAAGUGUUCAGAACGGCCCGCUCAUUUGUCUUGGGAUCUUUUAUCUACCAAAAGAUUUGUUAUAGACGGUUUCAUCUCAACAAAAUAAACAAAAGUUAAUUUGUUGAGAUGAAACGUUCAUUUGUUAACGUUAACCCCCCCAACUGAACUUCCGGUACACAUUCACAAACAAUAGAGCGCUUGGAGAUUAUUUCUGAUGACAAUCAAAAGAAACCCAGAAGAAGCGUUACUCGGCUAAACUUCUCCCUGUUGAAAAAAAACAGUAUGUGCCGGGUUAGGUAUGUUUUGAUGCUGGUUUAACCAGUUUAAACCAGCUAAGGACCAGCUUAAACCAGCAUCAAAACACACCAAACCAGCAUAUGCUGUUUUUUUCAACAGGGCUCUCCAAUAUUUUGAAUUCAGACUGCGAUACCAAUGUCAGCCGCUAGAUGUCAGUGUUCUUCAAAUGCGACCGAACUACAGGACCCAUUCAACAAAUUGUUUACUUAAUACAGUUAUUAUACAAUAAAAAAAUCAUAUUAAUUAAUAUUAACAUAAAGGAAAUAAAAUAUAAAAAGUUAUUUUAUUAGACACUAGCCAAACACAAACCGGAAGUUAACUGGGGGUCUGAUGAAACGGUGUAUUGUUACAUGUGUUGUUUUGUUUUUCGAUUCAUUUCAGGAACACAGUAGUACACGUAAGUGCCAAAAUAACAUAUAGGCUAUGUAUAUUUAUGUAUUUCUUCUUAUUAUAAGUUCACUUGUAGUAGAGUUGCAGUACAAAUGAAGAACCUAUUUUGAGUGAACUGGUUGUGUAUGUAAUGAUCACUAGUGUUACGUUCAUGUGGUGUCUGGGGGUUUUGCUUUUCAUUUGUGGUGUCUGUGGUUUUUAGAGCAGUUCCAGAACUGUUGGAUUUAUGCUCAGGUUAUGAGCAGGUUAUACAUCCUCCCUCACAUUAAACUGAUG